GUCUCGAGAAGGCGUUGACCAACAUGGAAGCGCCUGGGAGUGGGAUGUGCUCUCCCCUCGCAGCGCCGGCGCUUCAAGUGACGCCACGCGUGUCCCUCCUCCACUGCCUCCUCCUCGCCUCCAUGUCCCUGACGCCGCCGCCGGGCGCCGACGAGUGGGCGGUGGUGGAGCGCCGAGGCCCGCACCUGAGGGCAUCCGGGCGGCCCUUCAUCGUACAUGGCUUCAACACCUACUGGCUCAUGUACUUCGCCGCCGACCCCGCCACGCGCCCCGCGGUGACCGCCGCCUUCGCCGACGCCGCCGGUGCGGGGCUCAACGUGUGCCGCACCUGGGCCUUCAACGACGGAGGAUACCGCGCGCUGCAGCUCAAGCCUUUCUCCUGCGACGAGGAGGUCUUCCAGGCAUUAGAUUUCGUUAUCAGCGAGGCAAGAAAGUAUAAGAUAAGGUUGAUACUAUCCCUGUGUAAUAACUGGAAAGAUUAUGGAGGUAAGCCACAGUAUGUAAGGUGGGGUAAGGAGGCUGGGCUGGAUCUUACUUCUGAUGAUGACUUCUUCUCUGAUCCGACAAUUAAGAGUUACUACAAAGCUUUUGUUAAGGCUGUUUCAACUCGAAUAAAUACAAUCACAAAUGUUGCCUACAAGGAUGAUCCUACGAUUCUCGCCUGGGAGCUGAUUAAUGAGCCACGCUGCCAUUCGGAUCCAUCAGGCGACACGUUGCAGGCAUGGAUUGAAGAGAUGGCAUCUUAUGUGAAGUCUAUAGACCCUGUCCACCUUUUAGAGAUUGGUGUUAAAGGGUUUUAUGGUCCUUCCACUCCAGAACAUUUGCAUGUGAACCCAGAUGCUUAUUCUGGAACUGUUGGAACAGAUUUUAUCAGGAACCAUCGUGCACUGGGAAUUGACUUGGCUUCUGUUCAUAUAUAUUCUGAUAAUUGGUUGCCUCACACAGUAGAGGAAAAUCAUCUCCAAUUCGUGAAAACUUGGAUGCAACAACAUAUUGAUGAUGCAGCAAACUUGCUAGGGAUGCCAAUUCUUAUCGGGGAGUUUGGGGUAUCACUUAAGGAUGGAAAGUUUGGCCAUAAGUUCUGUGAAGCUUUCAUGGAGACAGUCUACAGCAUUUUCUUGAGUUCUUGGAAGAGCGGAGUGAUUGGAGGAGGCUGCCUUGUUUGGCAGCUCUUCCCUCAAAGUGCAGAACACAUGGAUGAUGGUUAUGCAGUUAUUUUUGGAAAAUCACCAUCCACACUAAAAUUACUUGCAAAACACUCGAGGAGUCUGGAAUAUUGAAAUGUGUUGUCUCACUACUUAUAUGAUUAUAUGACACACUCCAUGUUACAAGUUUUUCCAAGCCAAAAACAUCUCUGAAAAGUUGAAUGUUCAGUGUAUACAUUAUGAGGCCCCAGUGAGAAUACCAUCAUGUGAGCAUGACACAAUAAUAUAUGUUUAUCUCUGGCUCCUACAAAUAGUGUGCUUUCUUGUAAACAAAAGGGUACAUAUUGAAAUACAAAAGUAACCUCAUUCCUUUGUCAUGUACUUACCAAACUGCAAUCCAGCAAUAUCCCUAUACAAAUCAAGCCAUUUCUUCUUCGCGUAUAGACUGUUGUUUGAUUAUUUGUAUGCCAUGAGUUGUUUUUCAAUUGUGAAGUUAUUUGAAGUGAAAAUUCUAUUUUCCAUUCUCCGAGAACUUUUAGAUAUGUCAAUCCUCUGCACUCUUAAAAUUGCUUCUGAGUUGACAUGUUCAAAAAUUAAGCGGCAGUGUUGCUGCUGAACAAUGUUUUACCUGCUGUUUUGCACCCUUAAAAUAUUUACGAAGACAUGUUUCGAAGAUUUUCUGAUAAAUAUGUUUCACAAAGGUAUCUUGAAGAAUGUGAGUAAUGUUACAAGAAUUUGGGCAAUCUGUCUGUAGCUUUCAGCAUAUUUGCAUCAUAAAGAUUUGACUAUUAAACUAAAGAGCUGUUCUGGUGCAGAGAAGAAGGGGCUGUGAUCUGUAUCUAUGACUAAAACUUCACUGGGUGGCCACUUCUUGAUCAUGGAAUUUUGUUGUUGAGGGUCCAGCAUAUGGUCGCGCUCUGUCUUUAUGAAAAUCCGAUUGAUUCGAUUCAAUCUCUCAUCAUCUCCUUCAAAGCUUGCAGUACUAAUAGCUGUUACUGGCCAUGGACGCAUCAGCAUUGAAGCAAGUACUGAUUCCUAUCAGAUAAAAACAAAUAAGUACAAGGGCUUUGUUGUGAUAGUCGAUCACGCUGGAAUUCUGGUCUCAAGGCAACGGUUGUUGGAGGAUCAUCUGCCCCUGCACCGAGCGUCAACUCAAUCUCAUUUUCAGGCAAAGUUGGUAACCCCUGUUACAUGUUAAUAUGCAAAGGAUGUAAUUAGCUUACAUGGUAUGAUUGGAGAGGAUUAAAUAUAGUAAGUUUGUUUCUAAUUAAGGUAAUUUCAUAUAAUUGUUUCAGAGUUCUUCCAAAAUUCCCUGUACUUUCUGUUUCAUGUCUAGCAUGCAAAUGACUAUGUUGAGAACAAGUCAGGUUUGUGGGAAAUAUCAGGUGCCUAGUUGAAAA
Molecule: messenger RNA, 2545 nt
Organism: Panicum virgatum (switchgrass)
Lineage: Eukaryota; Viridiplantae; Streptophyta; Magnoliopsida; Poales; Poaceae
Product: mannan endo-1,4-beta-mannosidase 8-like
Exons: 6
Coding region: 24-1280 (418 amino acids)
Biological process (GO): carbohydrate metabolic process
Molecular function (GO): hydrolase activity, hydrolyzing O-glycosyl compounds
Source: RefSeq, a predicted model, not a curated record